Molecule: messenger RNA, 1798 nt
Organism: Camellia sinensis
Lineage: Eukaryota; Viridiplantae; Streptophyta; Magnoliopsida; Ericales; Theaceae
Product: LEAF RUST 10 DISEASE-RESISTANCE LOCUS RECEPTOR-LIKE PROTEIN KINASE-like 2.1
Biological process (GO): protein phosphorylation
Molecular function (GO): polysaccharide binding; protein kinase activity; ATP binding
Source: RefSeq, a predicted model, not a curated record
UAAUCAUUCUUUAACCCCUUCCAACUUGACUUCCGGAGAUCCCUAUACUUCGACUGGUAUAUCCUUACUAGUGUUCUUGAAUUGUGAAAAUCCAGUGAAAUCUCCUUAUUACAUUAACACAACUUCUUAUUGCGACAAUGGAAUCGAUUCCUCGUCACUGAAAGGCUUUUCUUACGUUCUGGCUGGACAAGUGAGUGUUUGGUAUGUUGCCGAUUCCUGCACUGUCCAGACCAUUGCUGUUUCUUCCUCACCAUUGCUGAUUGGAACUGAAAUUGCAUCGAGUUUUUCACUCUCGGAUGUUAACAAGGCGUUGGAAUAUGGGUUUGAGGUUUCGUGGGAGUUCAAAACCUGUAAAGGUUGCAAAAAACGGGCAUCUUGCUUCGGCGAUGCCGUGAAUGUCGUUGCCGCUUGCUCCAGUGUCUGCUCUUUUCAGCCUUCCUUUCUAAGCAAGUUGUGGAGCUUCAUCUCAACUUCAUUCUUGCCCUGGCUGAUUGUCUUAGGAGCAAUAUUCAUCCUAGCAACAAGGAUUUUAUGUGGGCCAUGUGUGUUUGGAUUUUUAAUCUAUAAGUUUAGGAGAAGGCAUUUAUCAAUGUUUGAUAGCAUUGAAGGUUUCCUACGAAGUCAAAAUAAUCUCUUGCCUAUUAGGUACUCAUACUCAGAUAUCAAGAAAAUGACUGAAGGUUUUAGGGACAAGUUAGGGGAAGGAGGCUAUGGUUCUGUAUAUAAAGGAAAGCUUCGAAGUGGCACUCUUGUGGCAGUUAAGAUGUUGAGUAAGCCUAAAGCUGAUGGGCAAGAAUUCAUCAAUGAAGUUGCCACCAUAGGAAGGAUUCAUCAUGUCAAUGUGGUUCAGCUAAUUGGAUUUUGUGCCGAGAGAUCUAAGCGUGCUCUUGUUUAUGACUUCAUGCCUAAUGGGUCUCUCGAGAAGUACAUCUUUUAUGGGAAAGAAAAAUCUUCCUUAAGUUGUAAGCAAAUGUAUGAAAUCUCUCUUGGAGUGGCACGUGGGAUUGAUUAUUUGCAUCGAGGUUGUGAUAUGCAGAUCCUACACUUUGAUAUAAAGCCUCACAACAUUCUCCUUGAUGAGAAUUUCACUCCAAAAGUUUCUGACUUUGGGCUUGCGAAAUUGUAUCCAACAGAUGAUAGUAUUGUACCUCUCACUACAGCAAGAGGAACCAUGGGUUACAUGGCCCCAGAGUUGUUUUACAAAAAUAUUGGAGGUGUUUCAUAUAAAGCUGAUAUUUAUAGUUUCGGAAUGUUGUUGAUGGAAAUAGCAGGCAAGAGACGGAAUUGGAAUGCAUCAGCUAAUUCAAGCCAAAUUUUUUUCCCUUCCUGGGUUUAUGACCAAUUAUCAGAUGGAAAGCAUAUAGAAAUGGAAGAGACGACGGAGGAGGAGAGGGGGAUGGUAAAGAAGAUGAUGGUAGUAGCUUUAUGGUGCAUACAAAUGAAGCCUAGCAACCGGCCUGCCAUGAACAAAGUUGUAGAGAUCCUCCAAGGAAGUAUUGAAUUCCUUCAGAUGCCUCCCAAACCUUUUAUAUAUUCACAGGCGAUGCCGACUGAGAAUCAUGGAAAUGACAUAGACCCUGCACAAUUGCCCAUUCUAUCAGGCGCUUGUAUGGAUUCCUUAACAAUAGAUGUAAGUGCACGUUAAGUACAUUGCACCAAACAAUAUUUAUUCAGGGGCAAUGUUGACACUCUCGUAUACUAUGUUACACGGACUGUUCAAAAUAAAUCAAAUACCCAUGUUGGACAUUCGACACUCGGACAAGGGUCAGAUAUUUUUUAAUGGAUACUUCUUAUAUAA